Lagopus leucura (white-tailed ptarmigan) is the source of this 1623-nucleotide messenger RNA. Its product is annotated as centrosomal protein CCDC61-like. The record is from RefSeq and is a predicted model, not a curated record. Gene Ontology annotation, cellular component: centrosome. NCBI's taxonomy places the organism in Eukaryota, Metazoa, Chordata, Aves, Galliformes, Phasianidae.
GGGGCCCGCCAAGCGGCGGAGCGGCCCGGUUUCGCUGCGGGAUACGGAGGGGCCUUGGCGCUGCUGGCCCAGGCUCCGCAGCGUCUCUGGACCCUCGCGGCCCCGGGGCACCCGAAGUCCCGGUCCUGGACCCACCAGUCCCAAGCCGCCCUUUGCCACAGGUGGCUCUCAGGCAACCAUGGAGGACCCACAGUGCCUGCAGGCCAACUGCUUCUUCCGUGGCAAGGAGCACAGCAUCCAGCUGAGUGUGAGCCAAGCAGUGCUGGAGGUGGAGGUGCAGGAGCGCUGCAGCACCAAGCGCUGGCGGGGCCGCUUUGAUGCUGCCUCUGUCGAGGACCUGACGCGCAAAACGGGCAACUUCAAGCAGUUUGGGAUCUUCUGCAGCAUGCUUGAAGCAGCACUGAUGAAGAGCAGCGAGGCUGUCAGCCUGGAGCUGCUCACCUACGGUGACCUGGAGGCCCUGCGGUGCUGUAAGGCAGGGGUGGCAACACAUGUCCCCCCCUCAGCCUCGCCACUCAGCAGCAAGCGGUACCUCAUCCUCGUCUACUGCGUUGAAUUUGACAGGAUCCACUACCCGCUGCCAUUGCCCUACCGUGGUGAGGCAGACGUGGCUGCGCUGCGACGCCUGGUGCAGGAGCAGCAGGACGAGCUGGCACACCUGCGGGAUGAGCUGCGGUGGGCGCAGCAGGAGAUGUGGAGGCUGGAGGACAAAAGGCUGCGGGAUGAGGCCUGGCAUCAGCAGGAGCAGCAGCGGAUGACCAAGGAGCUGGCAGAGGUGAAGGCGGCUGAAAAGAUGCUGCGGGCACAUGUGAAUAUGCUGACGGCUGAGUUGGUGGCGUGCAGGAAAGGGCGCAGCACAUCAGCCACAGCACCAGGCCCCCCACGGAAUUGCCACCGCUCUAACUCCCGGGACAGCCGCAGUAGUAGCCAAGGCCGCCUGCCACCACGGUCCCCAUCUCCUGCAGGUGAGGGACAUGGGGAUGUGGAGACCUUCCUGGGACCCCUGCAUGUUCUCCCUCCCCUUCUGUUUUCCCUAGGUUCACGGCCACCGCGCUUCAACCCCACAGCCUUUGUGAGAGCCCGCGAGCAACGGCGGCAGGAGGCUGAGCUCCGAAGGCAGAAGCUGCCACGUGGGACAGUGUCAAAUGGUGACGACUGUAAGAGGAGGUGCAGGCGCAGCUCUUCGGCUGAAAGUUUCCAGAGCCAGCGCUCAGCACUGAGCUCAGGCAGUGAGGCUGGCACGUGUCCCCAGCGCCGCAGCAGGGGCUUGGGGGGUCCUAGCACCCGGAGUCCACUGAGUGCUUCAUCCUGCAACAGCACUAGUGUGGCAUCUCACCUGGAUAGGGGCCGCAAACAGCAGGGGAAAGAGAACCUGAGCACAGAGCCCUCAGCCACACUGUCUGAAAUCGAUGCCCGGCUUCAAGCCCUGCAGGUCUACAUCAGCACCCUGGGCACUCACACGUGAGCCCCCCAGGGGCCACCAGAAGCUCGCCUCAGAGGGACCAGACCCAGGCAUUGGUGUGCCACGAGGCCACCAGUGCCCAGGCUGUGUCCCGACUGUCCCCCAGAGGGAACAGCACUGGCAGGAUGUGGUGUAAUAAAUACCUUCAUGGCUGUGCGGGA